Caenorhabditis remanei is the source of this 318-nucleotide messenger RNA. RefSeq lists its product as uncharacterized. The transcript has 4 exons. Bases 1 to 318 code for a protein of 105 amino acids. Lineage: Eukaryota; Metazoa; Nematoda; Chromadorea; Rhabditida; Rhabditidae. The record is from RefSeq and is a predicted model, not a curated record.
AUGUCGAAAUAUCUGGAAAUUCCCGACGUCGCGUUGACUCCAAAGUGUCUUCAUAAAGAAGCAAUGGCUUAUAUGCUGGAAAAGCAUCGAUCAUCAAGCCGAAUGUCUGUCGAAACGUAUCCAAGUAGAAGUUUCAAAGAAAUGAAAGAAGAAGAAUAUAUUCAGAUUCUGAAGGAUAAAGCUGGUCGUAGAUUUGAAAUGUACGGCACCGUUGGCGAAUUUCUUAAGAAUUUGAAGAUUUAUAGCCGAUUUUCGGAGAGUUAUCGCUAUUUUAAAACACCGAAUGAACCGUAUCAGGCGGAUCCAAUCAUCUAUUAG